CACACAGGAGGAAGCACAAAACAAGAUGGCGUCUGGCGGAGAAUACGUUGUUUUGGUUAUUAUGGUUUCUAGGUCUUAAUUACAACGUACAUGUGCACAUGUGCGUCGUUUAACAGAGUAAACGUCGUUAUUAAUUGUUUGUAUGCGGAUACAUUAGUCUGAGUGCACUUUGACGUGCUAGCCUAGCCUGCUGGUUAGCUUAGCUUGUUAGCUGCUAACAAAGAGAGGCGGAAGUGAUCGACACAUCAAAGCAGAGAUCCAAUGUCGGGUCGCGGGGCCAGCAGCCUAAGUAGGGAAGCCCAGCCUUUCCUUUCCCCAGCCACGUCAUACAGCUCUUUCUAGGGGAUCCCGAGGCGUUCCAAGGCCAGCCAGUUUCUAACAUAAUAGUGAGAGUCCAGUCCAUAGUGGGGCCAGCCAGAGACCAUCCCGAGCGCAGACAGACGUCUGUGAAGAACAUCUUCACCCUCAGCAACAGAAGUGGAGCUUCAGGAUGCAGACGGAGGAGCCACAGCCCUCCCACAUUAAGAAGGAAGAGGAAUACCUUCAGAUCUCCCAUUUUAAAAAGGAAGAGGAAAACCCACUAAUCCCCCAGUUUAAAGAGGAAGCGGUGGAUCCACAGAGCCCACACAUUAAGGAAGAAGAGGAGGACCCACUGACCCCUCACAAUAAAGAGGAAGAGGAAGAACACAGCAUCAAUCAGCAGGGAGAGCAUCUUGAAGGACUGGAGGAGGUUGAUGUCACCAAGAUGCCAGUGACUGGUGUCCCUGUGAAGAGUGAAGGUGAUGAGGUGAAAGGUGAAAGUGAGGAGAGGGGAGGGGGGGAGCCUCCAAGCAGCAGCUCAACACAACACAUGACAACAGAAGCUGAUGGAGACCACUGUGGAGGAUCACAAGCAGACAAGCUCUUAGCUCCACUAUCAGAUAGUGAGGACACAACGUCACACUCUCCUGACACUGAUGAUGAAGACUCUAAAGAUGAUAAGACAUGUCACACUGACAACACUCACUUCACAUCUUCUCACUGUCACAAAACCUUUAAAUACCAUUGUCGUCUGAAAAGACACAUGAGAACACACACUGGAGAAAAACCUUUUAUCUGUUCAAUAUGUGGUAAUGGUUUUACACAAAGUUGGAGUUUGAAAUUGCACAUGAGAAUACACAGUGGUAAAAAACAUUUUGUCUGUUCAACCUGUGGUAAAGGUUUUACACAAAGUACAGAUGUGAAAAUACACAUGAGAACACACACUGGUGAAAAACCUUUUUCCUGUACAACCUGUGGUAAAGGUUUUACAGAAAGUCAAAAUUUGAAAAGACACAUGAGAACACACACUGGUGAAAAACCUUUUUCUUGCUCAGAAUGUGGUAAAUAUUUUGUUCAAAGUAAACAUUUGAAAGUACACAUGAGAACACACACUGGUGAAAAACCUUUUUCUUGCUCAGAAUGUGGUAAAGAUUUUGUUCAAAGUAAACAUUUGAAAGUACACAUGAGAACACACACUGGUGAAAAACCUUUUUCCUGUACAACCUGUGGUAAAGGUUUUACAGAAAGUCAAAAUUUGAAAAGACACAUGAGAACACACACUGGUGAAAAACCUUUUUCUUGCUCAGAAUGUGGUAAAGAUUUUGUUCAAAGUAAACAUUUGAAAGUACACAUGAGAACACACACUGGUGAAAAACCUUUUUCUUGCUCAGAAUGUGGUAAAGGUUUUGUACAAAGUCCCCUUUUAAAAGUACACAUGAGAACACACACUGGUGAAAAACCUUUUGUCUGUUCAAUCUGUGGUAAAGGUUUUACAGAAAGUCAAUGGUUGAAAGUGCACAUGAGAACACACACUGGUGAAAAACCGUUUUCCCGGUCAAUCUGUGGUAAAGGUUUUACAGAAAACUGGUGUUUGAAAGUACACACUAGAACACACACUGGAGAGAAGUCCCAUUCCUGUUCAAUCUGUAACAGAAGCUUUUGUGAAGGAUCAAACCUUUUAGUACACAUGAGAAGACACCCAGGAGAGAAAGUGUUGAGUUGCAGUGUGUGUGGUGAAAGAUUGUCUUCUAAGUACCAGUGUAAGAAACACAAGUGUGCUGGUGAGAACAGCAGCAGCAAAUGAAACCGCAGGAUUUGAAAUAAACUGUCCAGACUUUCAUUUUGACUUUCUAACAACACCAGCACAUAUAACAUGUGUGACAUUGUUGUUUGUCUAACAAUCUGUUUAAUAUGCUUCCACAUUUAUAGAUUAGAUAUUUUAUAUGAAUGAUUUUAUCAGUCAAGUACAUUCAUUAAUAUGCACCAUUGUGUACUUUUAUUAAAAAAUGGACAGAACAAUUUGAGUAGAUUAGAUAGUAAACAGUACAAUACAUAUUUUACAUGCAAUAAACAUUUUGUGUGCAUGUAUACACACACACACACACACACACACACACAUAUAUAUAUAUAUAUAUAUAUAUAUAUAUUUAUAUAUAUAUAAUUAUAUAUAUCCUGUAUAUUCAUCAUACAAUUUUAUAUGAAAUAUUGUAUUUGUAAUUGUUAAUAAUCCCAUAGAUUAUCACCUUUAUAUGAUAUACAUAUGUACUGGUUCACAUCUGAAACAUCUUCUGGACCACUUCAGGAAGCAUAUUAUUAUUUACUUUAUACAUCAUUUAAACAGUUGUCUUUCAUACAAUUUUAAAAUGUGUCUUUUUAAACCAUUUGUUGGGUCUCUACAAUCAUUUUUAUUCAUUAUCGUCAUUACUCUGUAUUAUGAUGAUUGUGUUGUGAUUGUUUUAUAUGUAUGUCCCCAGACCUUUAUGCAGUAUAAAAGUGAGAGAAAAUGGCAGAAUUUUUUUUUUGUGAAAUGAUGGUUUUGUUUUUACAAACUUACAUUUGUGGAUGUAUUAUAUAUAUUGUGUUUUAAACAUUUGUUUUACUGUUUUUUAUGUUCUUUUUUAACAUCCCCAAAACAACAUCAAUAUCAGUCAAAGUUUGGAGUGUCAGACAAAAGCCAAUAUUGUACAUCAUCCCACAGAGAUUUACUUUGCAUACAUUCUUAAAAUAAACUGUUUAUUGUGUUUCCCAAUCA
Nerophis ophidion (straightnose pipefish) is the source of this 3052-nucleotide messenger RNA. Its product is annotated as gastrula zinc finger protein XlCGF57.1-like. The record is from RefSeq and is a predicted model, not a curated record. The transcript has 3 exons. NCBI's taxonomy places the organism in Eukaryota, Metazoa, Chordata, Actinopteri, Syngnathiformes, Syngnathidae. Bases 491 to 2104 code for a protein of 537 amino acids. Gene Ontology annotation, biological process: regulation of transcription by RNA polymerase II. Gene Ontology annotation, molecular function: RNA polymerase II cis-regulatory region sequence-specific DNA binding; DNA-binding transcription factor activity, RNA polymerase II-specific.